Myotis brandtii (Brandt's bat) is the source of this 2407-nucleotide messenger RNA. RefSeq names its product transcription factor 7 (T-cell specific, HMG-box) (gene TCF7). The record is from RefSeq and is a predicted model, not a curated record. NCBI's taxonomy places the organism in Eukaryota, Metazoa, Chordata, Mammalia, Chiroptera, Vespertilionidae. The transcript has 10 exons. Gene Ontology annotation, cellular component: beta-catenin-TCF complex. Gene Ontology annotation, biological process: regulation of transcription by RNA polymerase II; canonical Wnt signaling pathway. Gene Ontology annotation, molecular function: DNA-binding transcription factor activity, RNA polymerase II-specific; RNA polymerase II cis-regulatory region sequence-specific DNA binding. The coding region runs from base 93 to 1103 and encodes 336 amino acids.
UCGGGCGGGAACACACUUCGCAGAGACUUUUCCCCGACAAACUUCCAGAAGCUCUGGAGGACGGCCUGAAGGCCCCGGAGUGCGCUAGCAGCAUGUACAAAGACACCGUCUACUCCGCUUUCAAUCUGCUCAUGCACUACCCGCCCCCCUCGGGAGCAGGGCAGCACCCCCAGCCGCAGCCCCCACUGCACAACAAGGCCAGUCAGCCUGCCCAUGGCGUCCCCCAACUCUCUCCUCUCUAUGAACAUUUCAGCAGUCCACACCCCACACCUGCACCGGCCGACAUCAACCAGAAGCAAGUUCACAGGCCUCUGCAGACCUCUGACCUCUCUGGCUUCUACUCUCUGACCUCAGGCAGCAUGGGACAGCUCCCCCACACUGUGAGCUGGCCCAGCCCUCCUCUCUAUCCCCUGUCCCCUUCCUGCGGAUAUAGACAGCACUUCCCUGCCCCCACUGCAGCCCCUGGCGCCCCCUAUCCCAGGUUCACCCACCCAUCCCUGAUGCUAGGUUCCAGUGUACCUGGUCACCCAGCAGCCAUUCCCCACCCGGCCAUUGUGCCCCCCUCAGGGAAGCAGGAACUGCAGCCCUAUGAUCGAAGCCUGAAGACGCAGGCAGAAUCCAAAGCAGAGAAGGAGGCCAAGAAACCAACCAUCAAGAAGCCACUCAAUGCCUUCAUGCUGUACAUGAAGGAGAUGAGAGCCAAGGUUAUUGCAGAAUGCACACUCAAGGAGAGUGCUGCCAUCAAUCAGAUCCUGGGCCGCAGGUGGCACGCACUGUCACGGGAAGAGCAGGCCAAGUAUUACGAGCUGGCCCGCAAGGAGAGGCAGCUGCACAUGCAGCUAUACCCAGGCUGGUCAGCGCGGGACAAUUACGGGAAGAAGAAGAGGCGAUCCAGAGAAAAGCACCAAGAAUCCAACACAGACCCUGGCUCGCCUAAGAAAUGCCGUGCUCGCUUUGGCCUCAACCAGCAGACGGAUUGGUGUGGUCCGUGCAGGUGGGUUUGUCCCCACCACCAUCUUCCCUUUGCUUCAAGCUGCUUCCUUGACUCUGCACAUGUUCUGCUGGGCUUAUAUAAGCCUUCCUGUGGCUCCCCAGCCCCAUAGGAUACCUGCAGAUUAAAGAGCCCAUGCCUCGUAAGAAUUGGAAUGAAUACUGAACACAUCUUGUAGGGAAGAUCUUUUGGAUCUAAGUGGAAGGAGGGGGAGAGACAAUGUUCUAGAAGGGAAGGAAAGGCAGACUCAAGAAUGUAGUUCUGGUGCCUAGGAUCCUCAGGUAAUGAUGGUUUGGUGCUAACUAGGCCCAACUGGUCCUCAGUAGCCAAACCUCAUACCAUUCAUCAGGUGGCCUCUGCCCCUACUCUCAGGCCUGAAAGUCAUAAUGGCCAACCAACUCCAUCACUUCAAGUUGAGAUGCGUCUGAGCCCGUAAAUCUAAGAAAAAUAAGGUAACUAUAAUAGAGAAUAUCAUGAGUAACCUGGAUGCCAAGUGACUCACCAUUUUGUACCUACUGAGACCAGAGGGCUAGAGAGGAAGGGAGAGAAGAGGAGGGCUAUCCUAGCCAAAGGACCAUACAAAGGUUUCAUCUCAUAACAGAAAAUAUCCCUGUGUAUAUGAAAAGAAGGUGUGCCUAUCAAGUGGCUAAAAGUUGCCUAGUUUUAGGUUUAUGCCAGGCCUGAUACAGCCAAGGCUGAGGCUACUCUAGGCAGUUAGUUCACUGACUAAGGAAUACUUGUGCAGCCCCUUAGAGUGCCCUCAUGCUUCUUUAUCAAAGGAUAAAGAGAGAUCUUGGAUAAUAUGUGUGCGUGUGUAUAUAAACAUGAUGGGAGGCAACCCUGUCCCUCAGGGAAGGUCCUACUUUUACCCAUUCCACAAUCAGAGACAAAUUGUGGUCCAGAGAACUCAAGAUAGUAAGAAUGUAGAAGACUCAAAGAAUCACUGUUCAUUUCUAUUUCCCCUUCUCCACGCCUAACCUAGCUUUGAGCCCUGAGAUUACUCAGCCCAAAAAGCCACAAGCAUUGAAGCCCCUUGCCUUAAUGCUGAUCUGAGCCCCACAAACAUGCAGAGGCUCAAAGGCUCUCCUGGAAAACAAAGCAGCCCACAGGUCCAACUACAAAAGGUCCCUGUGCCACCAUGUGGUGGUGCUGGCAAACUGCACCUGUCCCAGGUCUGGGCCAGGCCCAGCAGAGUUGCAGUGCUGAUUCAGGUCUGAAGGAUAAAUAAGCACAUCCAAGUACUGGGGAGAGGGGAUGAGAGGUCAGCUAGGCCUGUGCAAGAACAGCAUUUUUUGGUUGUGGUGUGUGACUAUGAAUUCACCCUCUAUUUACAGAUAACUCUCUUCACUAUUCCUAGGAGGAAAAAGAAAUGCAUUCGGUACUUACCCGGAGAAGGCCGCUGCCCCAGCCCCUUUC